Penicillium oxalicum is the source of this 4857-nucleotide messenger RNA. Its product is annotated as putative ABC transporter. Gene Ontology annotation, biological process: transmembrane transport; lipid transport. Gene Ontology annotation, cellular component: membrane; intracellular membrane-bounded organelle. NCBI's taxonomy places the organism in Eukaryota, Fungi, Ascomycota, Eurotiomycetes, Eurotiales, Aspergillaceae. Gene Ontology annotation, molecular function: ATP binding; ABC-type transporter activity; ATP hydrolysis activity. The coding region runs from base 1 to 4857 and encodes 1618 amino acids. The record is from RefSeq and is a predicted model, not a curated record. The transcript is spliced from 2 exons.
AUGAGAAACCGUUUUCUUCAGCAGGUGUGGACGUUGACCGUCAAGAACUUGCUAAUAACGUUUGUUCGCCCGAGUUUCACCACCGUCCUGCGCGCAUUUGUCUUGCCCGUGAUUUUCGUGGCGAUUAUUUCUUAUGCGCGUAAUCUCUUUGUACCUCCGUCUGUGUAUGGAAUCGGAGAUCCCUCCCCCGUGCGAUCCCUAGACAAUGCGCUCUCCGCGGUUGGCGGAGGUAGAAACAAAGUCGUCUUCGUGAACAAUGGCUACGACGGGGGUGAUAUCCAGAAAGUCAUCAACCAAGUAGCGCAGCCGGCCCGGCAAAAUGGAGAUCAAGUCAUUGUCUUGUCAGCGGAGAGUGAGCUGCAGCAGACUUGUCGGACCACACUGAGAGGCACUUCGUCGUGCGUGGCCGCGACUGUAUUCUUUUCCUCACCCACAGAAGGGCCCGGCGGGAUAUGGAACUACUCGAUCCGUGCUGACGGCUCACUUGGUGUGAAGAUCGAUACCGAGAAAAACGACAAUGACCAGGAGAUCUUUUUGCUUCCGCUGCAGCACACGAUUGACUGGGCUAUCGCACAGAACAAUGGCUCAACCAAAGAAUCGGGACUUCCUCGGCAGGUUGACCAAUACCCCUUCACGUCACUCUCUCAGAAGGAACGACAAGAUCAGAUUCGGGUUCGCUACAUGAGCGCCAUUAUCGAUGUCAUUAGUGUUGCUCUGUUUAUUGGCAUGGUAGGCGUAACCUAUCAACUAACGGGUCUGAUUGCCGUCGAGCGUGAAAUUGGAAUGAGUCAGUUAAUCGACUGUGUAAUCUUGACCUCAUCGCAUGGGAGAGCCCAGGCAGCACGAUUUAUAUCCGCUCAUUUCGCCUUGGACUUGAUUUAUGCCCCCGGCUGGAUCGUGACCGCAUUCAUUUUGAAGUACGGUGUCUUCGCCAAAACCUCUGUCGGAGUCACCUUGAUCAAUCACAUUUUAGCCGGUCUGGCGCUCUCCUCAUUCUCAAUCUUUGGCGCAUCUUUCUUCAGAAAAGCCCACCUCAGUGGGAUCGCCGUCGUCAUCGUCAAUCUACUGCUUGGUGUUGUCGGUCAGCUCGGCGGUAUCACAAGCAAUGGCGCGGUUGUUGUGCUAAGUCUUCUCUUCCCUUCAUUGAACUAUGUCUUUUUCACCAUUGGUAUGGCGCGAUGGGAAAAACAAAGCCUGCCUACCAAUAUUGUCAAAGCUCCACCGGAAAGUCCGUGGACAAUCCCGGGAAUCGCAUUUUGGAUCUUGUUGAUUAUUCAAAUCAUUGUCUAUCCAGUGCUCGGCGCCCUUGUUGAGAGAGCACUCUACGGGACGGCUUCUACCGAGAGGAAGACAGGUCCUUUGCCAGACUCCUUGGCCCUCAAGCUGGAUAGCUUUUCGAAAGAAUACAACCCUUCGUGGUUCAAUCGUCGGUUUGGCAGCCUAUUCGGUUCGAAACGACAGGUUGUCCGCGCCGUCAAAAACCUAAGCCUAGGCGUGGUGAAAGGUGAAAUCAUGGUCCUGCUGGGCGCAAACGGUUCGGGGAAGUCUACCACCCUCGACGCAGUCUCGGGUCUUACCAAAAUCACCUCUGGGUCUAUACAACUCGACUACGGAGAUCAUGGCGGCAAGUUUGGACUUUGCCCCCAGAAGAAUGUACUCUGGAGCACUUUGACUGUGAAGGAGCACGUCAAAAUAUUCAAUGGGCUCAAGAGUCCCAGUGGCCCAGACUCGAAGCAUGAGUUAAUUGAAUUGAUCAGUGGUUGUGACCUCAAGAAAAAGGUUGACGCGCAGUCAAGAACUCUCUCUGGCGGUCAGAAACGAAAAUUGCAGUUGGCAAUGAUGUUCACGGGUGGCUCCUCUGUCUGCUGUGUCGAUGAAGUCUCAUCUGGACUGGAUCCGAUUUCGCGACGCAAGAUCUGGGACAUUCUUCUCGCAGAAAGAGGACGGCGGACAAUUGUCUUGACAACUCAUUUCCUAGACGAAGCCGAAUUACUCGCAGACCACAUCGCCAUCCUCUCAAAGGGAUCGCUGGAAGCUGAUGGGUCUACUGUCGAACUGAAACACCGGCUUGGCUCAGGGUAUCGAGUCCAUGUGCCACACGGUCCAGCGCCCACAACGCGAAAUAAAAAGCUCUUGGAAGGAGUUCAGGGAGAGUCGCAUUUUGACGAAAUAGUCUACACUGUACAAAAUUCCGCACAGGUUCCUCACGUCAUUGCUGCCCUUGAGCAGCAGGGAGUCGCAGAUUACCGCAUCAGUGGUCCAACUAUCGAAGACGUCUUCCUCAAGGUUGCUCAAGAAACCAUCGAUGAAACACCCACUUCAGUCGACGAUGUCAGUGCGCAACCGAAGGGAGUUGAAUUGAGCGUCUAUCCUCAGAGUGCACAAAAAGCGGCAAGCCCUCAAAUCUUGAAUGGAAAACGGAUCAGUAUGUCACGCCAAGCCUGGACCAUGUUCCGCAAGCGAUUGACAAUUCUGCGUCGUAAUUCUAUUCCCUACCUGGCUGCGUUGCUCAUUCCAAUCAUUGCCAGUGGCCUGGUCACCUUGUUUCUGAAAGAUGCAUCUGAGCCGACAUGUUCCGGGCCGGGGCUGUUCAACUCACCAGACGUGAACACGCUCAGCUCGGUGAACGAAAUCCUGUUCGUCGCCGGGCCUCGAGAUCGUAUCUCGACUUCCUCAAUUCAAAGCUUUGUAAGAUCGCUAUCAGGGCCUUCUGGCAUUGGACCCAACUUGAUAUCCAAUUUGUCAUCUCUGGUUCACACCGUCAAUUCCUUCGAUGAAUUUAAUUCGUAUGUCAGCGGACAGCGGAGAAGUGUCACCCCGGGCGGCUUCUGGCUCGGUGACGCUGACUCGAAUCCGACCUUUGCCUGGAAAGCGAACAAUGGAUUAUUUCCACUUGCCGCUGCAACCCAGAAUGCCCUGAACAUUUUCCUGACCAAUAUCCCUAUCGGGUUUCGAUAUCAGGCAUUCGACAUACCCUGGCAAAAUGGGGUUGGAGAUACGCUGCAGCUGCUCACCUAUUUUGGUCUCGCGUACUCCGUGUAUCCAGCCUUUUUCGCUUUAUAUCCAACAAUCGAAAGGCUUCGUAACGUGCGAGCUCUUCAUUACAGCAACGGUGUGCGCAAAUUCCCCCUUUGGCUAGCUUAUCUAUGCUUCGACUUUUGUGUCGUGCUGGCCGUCAGUGUUCUGACGGUGGUGAUCUUCCGCGCGGCCUCGGAUAUUUGGUACCACCCUGGAUACCUUUUUGUCGUAUUCUUCCUUUACGGCCUUUGCUCGACAAUUCUUGCCUACGUGAUUUCACUCGUGACAAAGUCACAGCUCGCUACAUUCGCGUUUGUAGCUGGUACGCAGUGUGUCUUUUUCCUCAUCUACUUCAUCGCAUAUAUGUCGGUUUUGACGUAUGCGCCAACCACGGAGAUCGACUCUUACCUUUCGAUCGUCCACUUCACCAUUUCCAUCGUCACUCCCGUCGCAAGUCUGACACGCGCUAUGUUCAUCUCCCUUAACGUAUUCUCCAUUCUUUGCCGAGACCGAGAGAUUCUCUCUUAUCCAGGGGACAUUACGGCCUACGGUGGUCCAAUCCUCUAUCUCGUUGUCCAAUCAACCCUUCUGUUUGCGCUGCUAGUCUACCUCGACGGUGGCCGGAAAAGCCUCGCCAUGUUCACGUCUAAAUCCAAGUCGGUGGAUGUGGAAGAGAAGACGCAGAUGGACGAGGAUGUUGCGCGAGAACUUGCACGUGUAAAGCACUCAAAUGACGGACUCCGUGUGCUGAAUUUGAAUAAAUCUUUCAAGAAAGUUGUGGCUGUGGAAAAUGUCAGCUUUGGCGUCGAUCGAGGAGAAGUCUUUGCUCUCCUCGGCCCUAAUGGGGCCGGUAAGACCACGACUAUCAGCCUCAUCCGUGGAGACAUCCAGCCAUCCAAAAAUGGCGGUGAGAUUUUCGUCGAGAAUGUGUCUGUCAACAAAUCUCUUGCGGCUGCUCGAUCUCAUCUUGGGGUGUGUCCCCAAUUUGAUGCUAUGGACCAAAUGACUGUGAUCGAGCACCUGAGAUUCUACGCGAGAAUCCGUGGUGUACCAGACGUGGACUACAAUGUACGCCAGGUGAUUGGGGCCGUUGGGUUGACGCCUUUCCAACACCGCAUGGCGACAAAGCUCUCUGGAGGAAACAAGCGCAAGCUUUCUCUAGGAAUUGCCUUGAUGGGCAACCCGGCUGUGUUGUUGCUCGACGAGCCAUCGUCAGGAAUGGAUGCCGCUUCCAAGCGUGUCAUGUGGAAGACGCUCGCCUCGGUGGCCCCGGGCCGUUCCAUCGUCUUGACCACACAUUCGAUGGAAGAAGCAGACGCAUUGGCCAAUCGAGCCGGCAUCAUGGCAAAACGCAUGCUGGCCCUCGGAACGACAGACUACCUUCGCACCAAACAUGGCAAUAUGUACCACGUCCAUAUCAUGCACACCCAUGCUCCGCAUACUUCAGACGAAGAAAUGUCUCGAAUCCGGGACUGGGCCCAGACGACCUUCGCUGGCGCUCAAAUCGAACAAAAAUUCUACCAUGGUCAACUUCGGUUCAGUGUCCCUGCAGUAUCUGCACGCAAGUCCAGCGAGAUCUGCAGUUCCCCCGAAGAUAAGAUCUGUGAAGAGUCCAUGGAUGAUUCCUCGGUGCCACCGGUCUUGCGAAGCAAUGAUCAAAUUGGAGAGCUUUUCUCUCGCUUGGAGGAGGUCAAGGACACUCUUGGGAUAAUGUAUUACUCAGUCAGUCAGACGACCCUGGACCAGGUAUUCCUGAAAAUCGUCGGUGACCAUCAAAUUGAGGAGGAAAACUCGCAGGAUCCUCCGAAGAAACAGGGCUUUCUACGACGGCACUCUUAG